AAACUUUAGUUACAUGCCCAAGUCAGAGGCUUGGGGAUCCUAAGCACUAUCUGCAUCAAUCAAAAUACCAAUUACAACUGGUUUAGGCUUUGUAAGAAAAAAAAUCUAUUAAAAACUGAACAAAGUGAACCACAGCAAAAGUCUGGCUUUUAUUGAUAAAGAUAAAAAACAUGACGCAUACAAAUUAAAGUCCACCCACAGGCCUCCUUUUUCAGGGGGUCACAUAAAACAUUCUGACAGGUGAGGGUCAAAGUCAUAGUUCAUGUCAAUAAACUGACAUGUUUUGAAGGAAAUAAUGGGAUCUAACAGCUUCACAGGUUGGCAACAACUUUGGACUUAAAGCUACUGAAAUGUGCCCCACAAAAAAAAAUAAAAACUCUCAAGAAGCGAUAUAUCUAAGGUUAUCCAUCAGUAUGAUCAAUGUCCUAUGGCCAAACUUCCUCCUGGCUUUGACACAGAUGGAUAGCUGCAGAAUUUAUGUAAUGUGGACAAUGUCACAUUAUUACAACUUGAACAGUUUCAGUAUUAACGCUGUGGUUCUGGCAAAGAACCAGACAUGGUUCCAGAGUGAUGGACGGAGAAGGAACCUGGAACCAGCCUGCAGAGGCUCAGAGAUGCUGCUUCACAUUGGUUUGGCUCUAACUGCAGCAUCAGCAACAUCUGGGCUGAAUGUGAGCAGAUAUUUACUGUAUCGCUGUUUAUCUGCCUAAACCGUCACCGUUUCCUGUGUCUCAGCAAGUGCUGCACGUAGCGACUGAUGAAGCGAUUUGUGAGGAAGCUCAAUGUCUUAAGACCUUUCCUGCCACACGUUAUUACGUCUUUACAGUGGUUAAAUUGUAAGAUACACAGGAAGAACAUUCAGAUUGUGACUCUGGCGUCACGCAGAGAUCAUAAGGCAGCAGCUGGACACAGCAUCACUGCGUUGAUCCCAGGUAACGUUCCUUCACAUGUGUGCGUUCUCUUGGUUCAUCAGGGCCCGUGAAGUGAACCGUCAGGGUCUGACUGGGUUUGAUCCUGCAGUAGGUGUCGGUCCAUCAGCAGCUCCACAUUGGGUCGGAGCCACUGAUUCGGUUCCGGCUUCAGUCUGUAGAACUGGACCCCUGAAGACUCCAGGGGUCCUGGUUCAGCGUCAUGUUUAACAUGGGUUCUGACCUGAUCUCAGCUCUGUUUGCUUUGCAGGUCUGUGUCUUAGAUUUCCUGGGUAAAAAGUAUGUGUUAAAACCCGUUCAGCGGUUUCAGCCAAAGGACAAAAUGUCGUUGUGACUCCAGGAGGUUCAGCACAUCCAUUAGUUGUAGUUCAGUCCAGGAGGAGUCUGGUCUCGUUCCCUCCUUGUCUCUCAGUAGAGCAGAAACCUCUGAGUUAGAACUGUGUGUGUGACGUUCGAUCAUGUUCAGGCUUCACUUACUGGACAAAUGAACAGUUCAACCAGAACUUUAUUGACACUUUAUUAAACUCUGUUAAUUUCCAGUUUAUCAGCGAAGAAUGAACGAGAGCAUAAUUAACGCCACAUCGUUGAUUACUGGGCACUACAACAUGUAUGAGAAUUAUAAGAAGAUAGAAGAGGUUUCAACGUGGCUGAUCGUCACCAUCGGCCUCAUCCUGAUGCCCGUCGCCAUCUUUGCUCUUUCCUCUCUGGUGAAGAAAGACAACGUUGCUCCGAUCUUCGUCAUCAACCUCCUGGUUUCUGAUGUCGUUCAGCUCUGUAGCUUGAUCCUUUUACAGACAGAUGGAACUGUCUCUUCUAUUGGUGAUUCCAUGUACAGCUUCAGUGUGGUGGCCAGUGUGGGCUUCAUGGUGUGCAUCGCUCUGGAAAGGUAUCUGGCCAUCGUCUGGCCGCUGUGGUACCGAACCAGACGACCAGUCAAGAUGUCCCUGCUGCUCUGUGCUGUGGUCUGGACUUUUCCUCUGUUUUACUUACCUCUCUCCAAAGUUAUGGUUUCAAACGGUUGGUUAUAUUUAUACUUUAUCAUUUCUGGCAUCCUCCUCCUCCUCCCGCUUCCUCUGCUCGUGUUCUUCCUGGUUGGGACCCUUAGAGCUUUGUCUGCCUCCAUCAGUGUUCGUGCUGAGGAAAAUCGUAGAAUUGUUGGACUUCUGGUUCUGGUGCUGUUGAUUUACACACUGUUGUUCCUGCCUUCCAUCAUUUUUUACUUAGUACAUCCUCGUGAUUUGGAGGUGCAUUUUGUUGCUGUCCUUUUCAGUAGACUCAAUCCCAUUGCUGACUUGUUCAUGUACAUCUUCCUCAGAAAAGGGGCUGUGAACCAUGUUUGGUUCUGUCUUUGUUGUUGCAGAAAGAACAGAACUAUUCAUCAGUCCAGUGGUUUGAAUGUUGAUAAGACAGUCACUACAAAUUUGUAGUCAGACAAUGAAACAUUCUUAGGUUAUUCUUAGUUUACACCUUUUGUCAGGUGUGGAGAAUUCGGUAACAAAUAUCCCAUAAAAUGUUAAAUAUAUGUUGUGUGCAUGGAGACAUUUUGUGUUUCUUUGUAUUCUCUUCUCUCUUGUAUUCUCUUGUAUUUUAGCUGAAAUAAAAGUUUUUUUUGUGCGUGUGUGUCCUGCCCAGCAGUUUAACAAGCAGCAUGUAUUAAGUUUUUAUUAGUCCUUAGGGCAGCACACUGGGCAGCACUGUUGAUUCCUGGACAUGUUCUCCCUGUGUUUGCGGGGGUUCUCCUGCUUCCUCCCUCUCCUAAGACACACAGUUGGGUUCAAUGGCUAUUUUCCAUUGUGCGUGAUGGUUUGUCUCUGUGUGACCCUGCAAUCGGCUGGAUAGACUCCAGCAACCCCACAUGGGAGUCAGCGCUAGUCCUUCCUAAAUAUUUGAUGUUGCAGAAUUGGUGGACAGGUUAAGUUUGUGUAGUGGAAGGUUAACUUGGAUUUUAAAUGUGAGCUAUCAGAACAUUUAAUGUUGACUGUUCUGGAGAUGUAAUGAAUCUGAUCUCAGCUCUUUACACGAACAGGUUAGAACAGAAAAGGUUUCAUUGGUGUUGUUUGUAAAACAGCCAAAGCACACUUAGAUCUGAUCCACUGUGGUUUGAAUUUAAGUGUUCGUUGCUACGUGAGCUUUGAUAACAUGCCUGAUUAUUGCUGUUCCUGUAAUGCUGAUUGUUGUGAGAUUAACCGUUUACGAUGUGUUAAAAGCAAGCUGACUUGUACAAAAAAUAAGCAAGUCAAUAUUAAUUAAAUGCAAUACAAUGAUAUGGGCUUUGUCUCAUUAAAAAGGAAAGCUAAAAAAUUAUCUAGAAGCAACAAAGUACGCUAUUGGAAAUAAAUAUAUUUUUAAGUUUUGUCUUCUCAAAUGUUCACUCAGAAUAUUAAUUCAUUGUGUAUUAAAAAUAUACUUUGCAUUUGUAUCCUUCCAAUUACUGUUCUUUUGGACAAACUUAAUAUUGACACCAGAGUGCAUUUGGGGAUCCCAUUUCUACGUCAAUCAAAAUACCAAUUACAACUGGUUUCGGUGGUUUGGUUUGUUAAAGAUUGUAAUAGACAAGUUUAAGCGUAAAAAUCUAGUAAAAAAUUUGAACAAAGUAAACCACAGUAAAAGUCUGGCUUUUAUUGAUAAAGGAAAAAAAAACAUGACGUAUACAAAUUAAAGUCCACCUACAGGCCUCCUUUUUCAGAGGGUCACAUAAAACAUUCUGACAGGUGAGGAUCAAAGUCAUAGUUCUGCUACUCUAAAAGGCUAAUGCACAAUAAACUGACAUGUUCUGAAGAAAAGAAUGGGAUCUAAUAGCUUCACAGGUUGGCAACAACUUUGGACUUAAAGCUACUGAAAUGUGCCCCACAAAAAAAAUAAAAUCCGUCAAGAAGUGAUAUAUCCAAGGUUAUC
This is a messenger RNA of Betta splendens (Siamese fighting fish), 3824 nucleotides long. Its product is annotated as G-protein coupled receptor 4-like. Gene Ontology annotation, cellular component: membrane. Gene Ontology annotation, biological process: phospholipase C-activating G protein-coupled receptor signaling pathway; positive regulation of Rho protein signal transduction. Gene Ontology annotation, molecular function: G protein-coupled receptor activity. Lineage: Eukaryota; Metazoa; Chordata; Actinopteri; Anabantiformes; Osphronemidae. The coding region runs from base 1484 to 2356 and encodes 290 amino acids. The transcript is spliced from 3 exons. The record is from RefSeq and is a predicted model, not a curated record.